UUAAAAAAGAAGAUUGAGAGAAGUAGAAAUAGGACGCCGGAAGAUUUUGACAAGUGACAAGAAAAUAAUCCCGAAAACUUGUUGGGAAUUUUCUGUUUUAUAGAAAAUUUUAUAUUGGUUCAUUUGUAUUGAGUGAAAUAAAAAAAAAUGGCUAAGCCAGAUACAGAUACCGACUCUGAUAAAGAAAAAAAGAAGGAAAAAGUAAAAGAUAAAAAAAAGCGUUCAGCUUCUGGGAGUAGUAGCAGCAGCAAGAGCAGUUCUUCUGACAGCAGUUCUUCAACUUCAAGAUCAUCCAGUUCUUCUAGUUCCGGAUCUAGCUCUAGAUCUAGUAGCUCUUCUUCAGAUUCAUCCUCCUCAAGCAGUGGUAAUGAGAGAACAAGGCCAAGAAGAAGAUCUACAUCAGCUGCUAAACUAACAAGUAAACAUAAAGAUGUAAAAGAAAAGGAAAAAGAUAAAGAGAAGAAGGAAGUAAAGGAGCGUGAAAGAGAAAAGGAUAAAGAAAAAGUGGAGCCCAAAAAAGAUGAAAAGGAUAGGGACAGAGAGAGAGAAAAGGACAGGGACAGGAAGGCACAAACUCCCGUCAAAGAUAAGGAGAAGGAAAAGGAUAAAAACCAUGUUCGCACUAGAACAAGGUCCAGAUCUCCAAGAAAACGCCGUCGCCGUUCCCCUACACCGCGCCCAACAAAAAUUCAUAUUGGCCGUCUUACUAGAACAGUCAACAGAGAACAUAUUUUGGAAAUCUUUGGGACUUAUGGCACAAUAAAGCAUGUUGAAUUUCCAAAGGACCAUGCACACCCCAAUUUGGGGCGCCUAUACUGUUAUGUUGAGUAUGCAACAGCUGAUGAAGCUGAAAAUGCCAUGAAGCACAUGGACGGCGGACAGAUUGAUGGUCAGGAAAUAACCGCUGCGCCAGUUUUGAUUUUACCAAAACCACGUCCUAUGCCUAUGAGAAGAUCUCCUCCUCCACCAAUGAGAAGACCUCCAAUGCAUAGAAGGACGCCUCCAAGAUUUCGGAGAAGAUCUCCCAUCAGACCUAUGAGGAGGUCAUCUCCAAGACGCAGGGCACACUCUAGGAGUCCCCCACCUAGACGGAGGAAGCAUUCUAGAUCCAGUUCCAGUAGCUCUUAAGGGAAAUAAUUUUAGAGUGUGUGAAAAUUUAUGAAAGUUUAUUUUCAUUGGAAGAAAUAAUUUGAAAUGCUUGUAUUUGUAAAAACAAGUUUUAUUAAAUAAACAAACUAUGAUCUAACAACAA
Messenger RNA from Psylliodes chrysocephalus, 1252 nucleotides. The record is from the annotation of a GenBank genome assembly. Lineage: Eukaryota; Metazoa; Arthropoda; Insecta; Coleoptera; Chrysomelidae.